AUGGCAUUGGAAGAGUUGAAUGACGAGAUCUGUGCAAUUAAGGCCAUAUAUCCUGAAUGCAUAGAGGAAGAGUCACCAUUACGAUACAAGCUUAAAGUUCCGCAAUAUGAACAUAUAGCGUUUGAAAUGUCAUUUCCCAGCGAUUACCCAAACGGGAAGCCAGAAAUUAUAAGUGUCAAAUGCGAACAGAGGAAACAAGGAUACGAUGAAAGUUAUCUUAUGAAACUUUUCCAAGAGGUGCUGGAUUCUGUAUUUCAAAAGAACUGUGUGGUAGUAUUUGACUUUUUUACCGAGUUGGAAGGCAUAUUAUAUGAUGAAGGUGGUGAGGAGGAAAAGGAUGACAAAGAUCAUUGGAAUACGACAGAUACAGAAGAGCAUUAUACGGUGGAUGAUGAUUUAACAGCCGACAUUAACAAGUUAAAGAUAGAAACUGCACCUUCUAAGGCAGCAGAAUAUACUGAUUAUAAAUAUAACGAGAAUGCAGAAAAGGCACACGCACAGACUACAAAGAAAAGCGAUACAAGCAGUAAUAAAAAACCAGGAAAAGAACAGGAAGAGGAUUAUCUUGCAGACUGGUCCAUAUCCGAGGUUAUCAAGGACAGAAAAUCGACAUUUGUGGGCUUUGCCACCAGAGUUCACUCAGUUGAUGACGUCAACCGAAAGUUCAACAAGCUUUUGGGUGAUAGAAAGAUCCAGAAGGCCAAUCACUUGAUGCGGGCAUACCGUAUAAAAAAAGAGAACUCGGAUGUCAUCUUUGAAGAUUAUGAAGAUGAUGGGGAGGCAGCAUCAGGAAGUAGACUGCUUCAUUUACUAAACCUAAUGGAUGCAUGGGAUGUUUAUGUAGUUGUGGCAAGAUGGUUUGGAGGUGUUCACAUAGGCCCAGUUAGGUUUAGGCAUAUAAACGAAUGUGCAAGAGACGCAUUAGUGAGUGGCAACUUGGUGCAAAGAGAAACUAAGGAUGAAAAGGGAAAGAAAAAAAAGGGUAAGAAGAAGUGA
This is a messenger RNA of Brettanomyces bruxellensis, 996 nucleotides long. RefSeq lists its product as uncharacterized. Lineage: Eukaryota; Fungi; Ascomycota; Pichiomycetes; Pichiales; Pichiaceae. The transcript has a single exon. Gene Ontology annotation, biological process: regulation of translational initiation. Bases 1 to 996 code for a protein of 331 amino acids. Gene Ontology annotation, cellular component: cytoplasm. The record is from RefSeq and is a predicted model, not a curated record. Gene Ontology annotation, molecular function: protein binding.